AUGAGCACGGGGGAUGGCGGCACGGUGUUGGGCCCCACGGGCGGGGCCCAGCCCACGGCCGCGACCCCCUCUACCAUCCAGGAGGAGAGCCAGGCGCCGAGUCAGGUCCAGACCCAGGGGGGUCAGCCAGCCGGCGGGCAACAAUCUGGCCCAACCGCUGGAGGUACCGGAGGGACGUCCUCGGCUGCAGCGAAAGCUGCUGCCCCAAAGCGUCCAGCACGACGUGGUGGUAAACCACCACCGGACAGACCCAUACGGGCCCUUUUUUGUCUCCCGUUAAAAAAUCCGUUAAGAAAAAUGUGCAUUGACGUCGUCGAGUGGAAACCCUUCGAAUGGCUCAUUCUCAUGACGAUAUUCGCCAAUUGCGUGGCUCUGGCCGUUUACACACCCUAUCCAAACAGUGACUCCAAUCAGACGAACGCCUAUCUGGAAAAGAUCGAAUACAUCUUUUUGGUAAUUUUCACUGUGGAGUGCGUCAUGAAGAUCAUCGCCUAUGGAUUCGUGGCGCAUCCUGGUGCUUAUCUUAGAAACGGAUGGAAUUUACUUGAUUUUACGAUAGUCGUCAUAGGAAUGAUCAGCACAAUUUUAAUGUGGCUUAUGAAAGAGGGAUUUGAUGUAAAGGCUUUACGAGCUUUUCGAGUGCUUCGGCCUCUUAGGCUCGUAUCCGGUGUUCCCAGUCUUCAAGUGGUGUUGAAUUCGAUUCUACGGGCGAUGGUACCUUUACUUCACAUUGCUCUGCUCGUACUUUUCGUCAUCAUCAUCUAUGCCAUAAUCGGACUUGAACUCUUUUCUGGAGAAUUGCACAAAACCUGCUGGAACAAUGUAACCGGCGAUAUGAUGGACGAUCCGCAUCCCUGUGGUCCAGAGGGAUUUCAAUGUAACACCCUUGGUAAUGAAUUUAUUUGUAGUGACAAAUAUUGGGAAGGUCCAAACUACGGUAUAACAAAUUUCGACAAUUUUGGGCUCGCCAUGCUUACUGUGUUUCAAUGUGUCACUCUGGAGGGUUGGACCGACGUAUUGUACGAUAUUCAGGAUGCAAUGGGAAAUAGCUGGCAAUGGAUUUACUUUAUCUCGAUGGUUAUCCUUGGUGCUUUCUUCGUUAUGAACCUAAUUCUUGGUGUGUUAUCCGGAGAGUUCUCCAAGGAAAGAGAGAAAGCUAAGGCUAGGGGUGACUUUCAUAAGCUAAGAGAGAAACAGCAGAUUGAGGAUGAUCUUCGAGGAUAUUUGGAUUGGAUAACUCAAGCGGAAGAUAUCGAGCCUGAUGCUGAUGAGCCUCAGCUUCAAGAUGGUAAACAAAAGCAACAGAACGAAAUGGAGAGCACGGAUCAAUUGGAGGGCGACGAGGAAGGUGUACAGCAGGAAUCCAUUUGGAAAAGGAAACGCCGGGAUUUGGAAAGGGCAAAUCGGCGUAUGCGCAGAGCGUGCAGAAAAGCCGUGAAGUCUCAAGUUUUCUACUGGCUUAUCAUUAUCUUAGUCUUUUUGAAUACUGGGGUUCUGGCAACGGAACAUUAUAAGCAACCAGAAUGGUUGGACCAAUUUCAAGAGGUAACAAAUGUCUUCUUUAUCGCACUCUUUACGAUGGAGAUGAUGCUGAAGAUGUACAGUUUAGGUUUUCAGGGCUACUUUGUGUCACUGUUCAACCGUUUCGAUUGUUUUGUUGUCAUCGGAUCGAUCACCGAAAUGAUCCUGACGAAUACGGACGUGAUGCCGCCGCUCGGGGUUUCCGUGCUCCGUUGCGUCCGAUUGCUCAGAGUCUUCAAGGUUACCAAAUAUUGGAGAUCAUUAUCAAAUCUUGUGGCUUCACUCUUAAAUUCCAUCCAAUCUAUUGCCUCUUUGCUUCUUCUGCUUUUCCUCUUCAUCGUCAUCUUUGCUUUACUGGGAAUGCAGGUAUUUGGUGGCAAAUUCAACUUCGAUGAGUUUCAAGAUAAAUAUAGGAGCAACUUUGACAGCUUCUGGCAAAGUUUACUCACCGUGUUUCAAAUAUUAACGGGUGAAGAUUGGAACGCCGUAAUGUACGUGGGAAUUCGUGCCUACGGUGGAGUUUCCAGUCUAGGAGUUCUUGCCUGUGUUUACUUCAUCAUUCUCUUCAUUUGUGGUAAUUACAUCCUACUAAACGUCUUCUUGGCUAUCGCCGUCGACAACUUGGCCGAUGCUGAAUCUUUGACUGCUAUUGAAAAAGAGGCCGAAGAAGAGGCCGAGAAGAAUAAAUCGCACAGUGGUUCACCAGCUCGCGAUGAAGUGAGUGGUGAGGGUUUAGACGAUGGAGGCGAAGGAACUGGUGGCGAAGACGAAGAAGGUGGCACUGACCUGGAGCAGGAUCCUAAUGAGACAAUGGAAGAUUACGAGGCUGCUCUGGAUACGGAAACGUCUGAGAAAGGUGAAGAUGCCAACAGCCACACUAAAGUAAGACUGAACCUGGAGUCCGACGAUGAGGAUCUCGAGGCAGAAGAAGAGGAAGAUGAGCACACAGAGAUACACGAGGAUGGCUUGGGUGAGGAAGUGUCUGCAAGACCAAGAAGAAUGUCGGAAUUUAAUAUGGCUACGAAGAAGCAACCGAUUCCUGCUGGAUCUUCUUUUUUUAUUUUCUCUCAAACGAACAGAUUUCGUGUUUUCUGUCAUUGGCUGUGCAACCACAGUUACUUUAGUAAUAUCAUUCUCGCAUGCAUCAUGAUCUCCUCGGCUAUGCUUGCUGCUGAAGAUCCAUUAGAUGCUUCUUCAUACAGAAAUCAGAUCCUCAACUACUUCGAUUACUUUUUCACAACCGUAUUCACCGUCGAAAUCUGUCUAAAAAUGAUCUCCUAUGGUUGUAUCAUUCACGACGGAGCAUUUUUACGUUCAGCCUUCAAUGUACUGGAUUUAUUAGUCGUUUGCGUGUCCCUGGUCUCCAUGUUUUUCAGUUCCGGUGCCAUUUCCGUGGUAAAGAUCCUUCGAGUUCUUCGAGUACUGAGACCACUUCGUGCUAUCAAUCGUGCCAAGGGUUUAAAGCACGUAGUUCAGUGCGUCAUCGUAGCGGUAAAGACUAUCGGAAACAUAGUCCUCGUCACCAGCCUCCUGCAGUUCGUGUUCGCUGUGAUAGGCGUGCAGCUCUUCCAGGGGAAAUUUUUCAGAUGUAACGAUGGUUCCAAGAUGACAGAAGCUCAGUGCCGUGGCACUUUUCUGACAUUCGAGGAAGGCAGUAUCUCCAAGCCAGUAUUGAAGGAAAGAGAAUGGAUACUGAAUCGUUUCCAUUUUGAUAACGUCGCCAAAGCGAUGCUCACCCUCUUCACAGUCUCCACAUUUGAGGGUUGGCCUGGUUUGCUCUAUGUCUCGAUCGACUCGAAUGCCGAGGAUUAUGGUCCAAUUCACAAUUAUCGACCGAUUGUCGCCGCCUAUUAUAUCAUCUACAUCAUUAUCAUUGCCUUCUUCAUGGUUAACAUAUUCGUCGGUUUCGUUAUUGUCACCUUUCAAAAUGAAGGAGAACAGGAGUAUAAGAAUUGCGAGUUGGACAAGAAUCAGAGAAACUGCAUAGAAUUUGCAUUGAAGGCCAAACCUGUACGUCGUUAUAUACCAAAGCAUAGAAUCCAGUACAAGGUCUGGUGGUUCGUCACUUCCCAGCCGUUUGAAUACACGAUCUUUACUUUGAUCAUGAUAAACACUGUUACGCUCGCAAUGACUUUUUAUCAGCAGCCCAAAUUUUAUUCAGACGCAUUAGACGUUCUUAAUAUGAUAUUUACUGCGGUGUUCGCACUCGAAUUUGUCUUUAAAUUGGCUGCCUUUAGAUUCAAAAAUUACUUUGGUGACGCUUGGAAUGUUUUUGACUUCAUUAUCGUUCUGGGAAGUUUCAUUGAUAUCGUAUAUUCGGAAGUCAAUCCUGGCUCGAAUAUCAUCUCCAUAAAUUUUUUCCGUCUAUUUCGCGUGAUGCGAUUAGUUAAGCUGCUCAGCAGAGGCGAAGGUAUCAGAACGUUACUUUGGACGUUCAUCAAAUCCUUCCAAGCUCUGCCAUACGUAGCUUUGUUGAUAGUGAUGCUAUUUUUCAUCUACGCCGUGAUAGGCAUGCAAGUCUUUGGAAAAAUUGCUCUUGGUAAUGAUACGGCAAUCCAUCGAAACAACAACUUCCAGACAUUCCCGCAAGCUGUUCUUGUACUCUUCAGAUCGGCCACAGGGGAGGCUUGGCAGGACAUUAUGCUAGAUUGUUCAGCACGUCGUAAUGAAGUUCCCUGCGACCCUAGAAGCGACGAUAGGAACAGUGAAGCAGGAUGUGGAUCCGACAUAGCUUUUCCAUACUUUAUAUCUUUUUAUGUACUCUGCUCGUUUCUCAUCAUCAAUCUCUUCGUCGCUGUCAUCAUGGACAACUUUGACUACCUCACUAGAGAUUGGUCCAUUUUAGGACCGCAUCAUUUGGACGAAUUUAUUCGCCUUUGGUCCGAGUACGAUCCAGAUGCCAAAGGUCGCAUUAAGCAUCUGGAUGUAGUGACACUUUUAAGAAAAAUAUCGCCACCACUUGGAUUUGGCAAAUUAUGUCCCCAUAGAGUGGCCUGCAAAAGACUGGUUUCUAUGAACAUGCCGUUGAACAGUGACGGCACUGUACUUUUCAAUGCCACACUUUUUGCCGUGGUAAGGACUUCACUCAGGAUUAAAACAGAAGGCAAUAUCGAUGACGCCAAUGCUGAACUACGUGCUGUAAUAAAGAAAAUUUGGAAACGGACUAGUCCAAAAUUACUCGACCAAGUUGUGCCACCACCAGGAGUCGACGACGAAGUCACCGUUGGCAAAUUCUAUGCCACCUUCCUGAUUCAGGAUUACUUCAGACGGUUCAAGAAGCGCAAAGAACAGGAAAUGAAGGAAGGCGAUAAAGAAUGUCACAAUACAGUAACACUACAGGCUGGAUUGAGAACACUGCACGAAGCUGGUCCGGAAUUAAAGCGAGCUAUAUCAGGAAAUCUGGAGGAACUUUUGGAUGAUAAUCCUGAACCCAUGCAUAGGAGAAAUCAUUCACUCUUCGGUAGCGUAUGGUCCAGUAUGCGUAAAGGUCAUCACAGCUUCCACAGGGCAAGAUCUCUCAAGGUUAAUUCAACCACUUCCAAGGCUUCACCUACGAAUUCCAUAGACUUCCUGCCGUAUGCCUCAUUGCAAAGAGGCGUCGGCGUUGAUGCAGGGAAUCAAAUUACAGCCAGGUCGCACCAAGUCGUGCCUAACAUGACAGGCGGCUUAAGCGACAGCGCCAUGAAUCAAAUGGGCAUGGACACGAGACUCGCUGGCGACGAGGAAAAUAUACCACUCCGUCCUCUAGCUGUUUUUGGAAAUUCUGCCCCGCAAACGAAUUAUCAAAAUGCAUACAAAGUCAUAGAUCUUCAGGACGGAAUCGAGCGGCAGUUGACACCCCCAACUCCACCUCCCCGCCGGAAUCCACCCCCAUCUGGCACAGGAACCACGAGCACGAGCACAACCAUGACCUCGAAUUCAACGACGACUUCGACCACGAUCACGACCGCAACCGCGACAACCAACACCUCAACCAGCGCAACGAGUCCCAGCUCCGUUCAUUCGUCAAACGGGAUACCUCGCUACUAUUCCUACGCAGCAACAGGAUGCUGCGUCGAUUGUGCCUCCUGGAGUAGUCACGGUAGGAUAAGCCAGGACAGCGUUUUGCCGUUAGAGGGACGAGGACCGGUGGCCCCGUCUCCGGGAGAAGAGCCCCAUGGAGAUGAGGGACACUCGGUCGUGUCUGAUUGGUCGGCAGGUAACGGUCGAGUCGCGGUUAAGCUGACGCGAUCGGCCGUAGAUCGGUGCGGCGAGGAUUCGUCUCCCGGUAGCUCCAACGGUUCCAUCAAACGAGUCUUCCACCGAGAUAGAGGGACUUCCGAUAGCGGAACCAGAGCAAACCGCUCCAGUGGGAGUAUCCGUUCACGACGGUCCCAAAGACGGUCCCGUCGACGUAAUGGCUCCACCAAAGCUACCAAUCCUGCUCACGGCGACAACUUGUCUGCUGGUCGUACCGUUGCGGAUGGCCUCAAGCUGGCGCAGACCCAGGCUAUUGCCGUGGCCGGAUAUCUCGCUGACGUAGACUCCCGGCAAUGGCGCGAUUGCGACUCCUGUUUCUCCCACAGAGCUUCCUUUCACGGUCGAGUUUCGUGGGCCGGCGAGAGUAACGGAAAUGUCGGCGCUGAAAGGCUGUCCCACAGUCUACCCGGAAGUCCAGCGGAUCGAAAACCCAACUUUGAGGUGAUCGGAAGUGCCGAGAGUCUGGUCGGACGGGUCCUCGUCGAACAAGGCCUGGGCAAGUACUGCGAUCCGGACUUUGUUCGAUACACGUCGCGAGAGAUGCAGGAGGCCCUGGAUAUGACGCGAGAGGAAAUGGAUCGGGCAGCUCAUCAGCUGCUUCUUCAGGAACGUCGAGGUCAACCGUUGACUUAUCAACUGCAACAAAGCAUGGACCAACAAUGGAAUCCGAAUUACCAGCAGCAAAAUCAGCAACAGCUGCCUUACCCCAUUCAGGAUCAGCAGAUUCAUCAGCAGCAACAUCAUCUUCAACAGCAGUUUCCGCACCAACAAAAUCGACAGCAGAGACAACAGCCACCAUCUUAGCAGCAACAAGCGUUUCCGAUGCGUAUCUCAUCUACGUAGCCAAUCGUUACCGGGACGAACGCUGUAACGUUCCCGGUUUUUUUCGGAAUUUCUUUUGGUUAGUCUCUGCAAAGAGAUCCGAAAGGACUUGGCAGUCUUAUUCGAAUUACCAAUCCACUGUAUCCCAUCGGACUGCCAUCCGAAGUGAUGUUCACGUUGUUGUCCACGACGCGUUACAUGAAGUAACGAAUUUCAAGUUUUCCAACGUCCGGGCGUUUCGGUGCGCACCGAAAAGACAGAAAAGAAGAGAAUGUCUGAAUGAAUGAGUGAGUGGAUAAGAGAAAGAGCAAGGGGAAGAGAGAGAGGGAGAGAAAGUACGCGCUGAGAGACAGACAAGAGUAAAAGAAAGAAAAGUGAGCAGACAAGGAAAAACGUGUUAAGCGUGGAAUCUUGAAGAGUAGAGUCAUUGAAGCUUUGAAAUCGUGCUUUUAAUGGAAUUGAGUUAACUUUAGUAAGCGUUAGGUAUAAUCCGUUAAGUAGAAUUUUAUCGUGAGAGGAGAUUGUCCCAAGGGACGUCGAAUCGAAAAGACACAGGAGGGAACUGAGGGGCCACCCGGGAGGAUGUAUUCGCCUCUACCUCCAAAGAAAGAAACAAAAAAAAAAGGGGAAGAACGUCGAGAGUGACCAUUUACUUUUUAGUCACUUGAGAAUCAGGUGUGGCCAGGUGGGGCAUUGCGUUAAGAAAGUGUAGAUAAUUAUUAUUCAUACGGUGGAUUAUAAAAAGAUAACAAGUGCCUAAGUAACUAAUAACUUCUUUCGGACCAGAGAAGACUUUAUCAAUUAGUCGAAUUAUUAUUGCGAUUCAUUACGAACGAGUAUUACAAUUAAAGAUAUACACACAACAAUUGUACGCUCGUGCGACGUACGGAGAGAUUAGUAAAUGAUACGCUAUUGAGAUUCGAUGGAGUAAAACAAAUGGCAGCCAGGAGACACGGUGCUCGAAAUUUUCAUUAGCGGGGUUCUAGCUGUGUUUUGAAAGAAUCAUUAUGUAAACCAGGAACCGUUAAUCGGUAUGACCAAAUAGGUCAAAGGGUAAGGAUAUGGCUGCAGCCCGGACAAGUAGUUGUUCUUCAACGAGGAAGAUGAGAGACAGGUAGUGUGUGUGCAGAGCCAGAAAAACUCGUACGUCCGUAAAUGUGCACGUGUCGAGAAGAUUAUCUGCGUCUAAAGAAGCAACGAGGGAGUGAGAGAGAGAUAUAGAAAGAAAGAAGAAGAAAACUGAAGCACGCAGAAUUAAAUAUGCGAGCGCAGAUAAACCACAGAUCCAACACACGUACGCACUCCAAAUACUUAUUAUAUACUCGAUUUUCGUAUUCGUUUUUUCAACAUUUUUCUUAUGACAAUGUAUUCUAUAGCAAGUCUUUUUAUACUACUAUAAAGAGAGUUUAAAUAAACUUGUAGGGUUACACUUUAAUAGCACUUGUCGUGACACGUAGAUCGGACGAGAGAGUGUAUGCUAGUAGGAGUGAAAGGGAGGGAGAGAGAGAGAGAGAGAGAGAGAGAGAAAUCAUCUUUUGUCAUCAAGAAAUCAUCAUAUUAUUCAUCAAUACGAUAAAAGAAAAUAUGUAGUCAACAAAUUCUAAAGAGACUCAAGACUAUAGGAUGAAUUCGAGAAGAUAAGAUUUCAUACGACGAAACAGAAGGAUGUAUAAGUACACUUUCGUGUACUCUAUUAUUGUGGUAUUAUAAUUAUGAGAAUUAGGUAAGGAUUACUUAAAAUGUAAAAUUGACGUUUUAGAAGUGGUACUGCUACUUCCGUUAGUCAUUUCAUCUCUUGUUACAACCGGAUGCAGCUUCGGUCCAUACGCUGCUCUGUGUUUUGUCGUGUAUUUUUCGAAUUCAUCAUGCUAACGAGGCUCUCACACAUGCUACCACUGCUAAUUUAUUCAUCGUGUCAUCCAUGGUGGUCGUGCACGAUCGUUAAUCAUACCAGAGCACGCCUGAGGAUUGAUAAUAGUGUCUCUGAUAAAGAAAAAAAAGAAAAAGAGAAUUUUCGAGUCGACGCAUACUAGAAAUUUGUCGUUGAAUUUUUUCUUGCCAAUUUCUUAAAAGUGGCGGCAAUAUUUGCAAUUCGCGGGAGAUUUGAAAAGCCGAGGAUAUUCGGUCAUUUCGAAAAUUCUUCCUUUUUACGCGUUUGAAGUUCGCGCUAUAAUAACUGGUGAUGGCGUAAUUUCGUAAAUUAGAAAAAGGAUUGUUCGUUUAUCUAUCUCUAUUAUCAAUGUGAUGACAAUUUCCAUACUCUUCGUAAAUCGUAAUACGUUUACAGUUGCGACAUCCUUAUAAAUAAGAAUGAAAAGCGUUCCAUUAAAGAUGCGAGAUUAUAAUAUUAUUAGCCGAUGGGAAUUAUUUUAUUCGAUUAUAACGUAUCCGGGUUUUUCUUGUCUACGCGCCAUUGUGUUCUUCUUGUAAAUGUGAGAAGAAGCGUCAUUGAGUAUGUUCUAAGGAUUUGACGCGUUCGUAAAGAUGAGUUUCGACGAGACUGGUUCUCUCCCGUGGACCAUUUCUCUGCGAGCGAUUAUUAUAUAGCUCGUCGAGAAGCUGUUUGAAAAUAUCGAAAUCGACGAUUUCAAAUGGAAUUCGACGUUUGCGACAAUUCCAAAUCGUUCCUGCCAUUAUUAUUAUCAUUUCACGUAAAAAUGAUAAUACUCUAGCCCUCGAAGGAGCUGUGGAAACUAACAAUAUUUUCAUAAGAACCCCCCAUUGUUAAUUCAUCCAUUACUGUUCUUCUAUCAUUUUCCGAAUUCACUAUUUUACUCACUCACAUCGAUACUAUUGAGUGCACCGUAUACCUUUAUUUUCAGUCACGUAGCUCAAUCAUUUAUUCACAGGAGAGCAAGGAAGUGGCACAAGCCUCCUUGAAUGUUUCAGAAACUCAGAAGGAAGUUAGGCCAAUUUUUAUAAUACCAAUUUCGAGGUUAACACAUAACCAAUGUGGUGCAAUAAAAUGUCCAUGGUGUAAACGGAAACAUUGGCUAGUCAAAGUAAACGAUAAUUGAAGAUUACCGAUUGUUACCGGGUCUAACGAGAGUGGUUUUUCAUGAGGAUUAUGCAGAAUCACUAGGUACGCACAGCAAAGACAUAGACGCACAUUUACUUCGACCUCGUAAACUGCCGUUUUUACCAUUUUCCUUUUUGAUCUUAACUCCUUAUAUUUAAUGAAUCCGACUACGUUUAAGCGUGGUGACUUCUCUGUAUACUAGACCGAGAGAAAAUGUUUUUUUUAGGCCUUUUAAAUCUAAUAUUACACGAUUUUUAUGAAAAAUCAUGAUCGUAUAGCGCACACCAGACACGAUUAAUAACAUCGUUUUGCUUUAACAUUGCAGUAACAGGGAUGAAUAUAAUUUUAAAAAUAGGCAAAGGAACAAUUGUGGGAUGAAAGUUUAAAAUGAUGAGAAAAUGAGGUGUGUGAGAGAUAAAGAUAUUAAUAUGAAAGAACGUUUGAAUGGCUGAGAAAAAAAAGUGAGGAUGCAUAAAGCAUGAACAAAUGGCAUUUUGCCAAAUAGAAAGAACUAACAUGAAAAUUGUUGUUGUUGAUGUUGUUGUCGAAAAUGUGUCAAAUUAAACUAUAAGAAUUUCAAGUAUCUA
Molecule: messenger RNA, 10188 nt
Organism: Cephus cinctus (wheat stem sawfly)
Lineage: Eukaryota; Metazoa; Arthropoda; Insecta; Hymenoptera; Cephidae
Gene: Ca-alpha1D
Product: muscle calcium channel subunit alpha-1
Exons: 41
Coding region: 1-6564 (2187 amino acids)
Biological process (GO): calcium ion import across plasma membrane
Cellular component (GO): voltage-gated calcium channel complex; membrane
Molecular function (GO): high voltage-gated calcium channel activity
Source: RefSeq, a predicted model, not a curated record